AUUAAUUUUUCGGACAUAAUCAAUCUUCAUCGAUUAGUUCGCUCCGUCCCCCACACUGUCUCUCACCGCGAAAAAUGUCGUCCGGUUUAAUCGGAAGAUUAGUCAGAACCAAACCGUCGCGAUUAACCACCGCAGCAAGGUUGAUCCCGUCGCGAUGCACAGCCUCCGUAACCGAACCGGAACCAAAAGCGUCCUCUGGCGGCGGAAAACCAUCGAACUUCAAAACUUUCCAGAUCUACCGAUGGAACCCCGACAACCCUAGCAAGCCUGAGCUCCAAGACUACAAGAUCGACCUCAAAGACUGCGGCCCCAUGGUUCUCGACGCCUUGAUCAAAAUCAAGAACGAGAUGGAUCCGUCUCUCACCUUCCGCCGCUCGUGCCGAGAAGGGAUCUGCGGCUCGUGCGCGAUGAACAUCGACGGAUGCAACGGGCUCGCGUGUCUGACGAAGAUCGAGGAGGGAGCCAAGGAGACGACGAUCACUCCCUUGCCUCACAUGUUCGUGAUCAAGGAUCUGGUGGUGGACAUGACUAACUUUUAUAAUCAGUACAAGAGUAUUGAGCCGUGGCUGAAGAGGAAGAACCCGCCGUCUGAGCCUGGGAAGGAGAUUCUGCAGAGUAAGAAGGAUAGGGCUAAGCUUGAUGGGAUGUAUGAGUGUAUUCUCUGCGCUUGUUGUAGCACGUCUUGUCCUAGUUACUGGUGGAACCCUGAGUCUUACCUUGGCCCUGCCGCUUUGCUACACGCCAACAGGUGGAUAAGCGACAGUCGUGAUGAGUACACUAAGGAAAGACUUGAGGCUAUUGACGAUGAGUUCAAGCUUUACCGUUGUCAUACGAUCUUGAACUGUGCUCGUGCUUGUCCUAAGGGUUUGAACCCGGGCAAACAGAUCGCGCACAUCAAGCAACUUCAGCGUUGAACUAUUGUUGUGCGGUCACAGUUAAUGUUUGAAGCUAAUAAAUCUUCACGAAGUUUGAUUCAUUAUUGUAUUGUUUGUUGCCGAAUAUUAGCACCUGUGAAAGAAACUCUUUUGGCAAGUUUUCCAAAGUAGAUGAGCUUUGUGGUUGUAUCUUGCUGAAAAAUCUCUCUUUUAAGUAAUAAAACUGAAGAACAACUUAAGUUCUCAUCUACUU
Molecule: messenger RNA, 1128 nt
Organism: Brassica oleracea var. oleracea
Lineage: Eukaryota; Viridiplantae; Streptophyta; Magnoliopsida; Brassicales; Brassicaceae
Product: succinate dehydrogenase [ubiquinone] iron-sulfur subunit 1, mitochondrial
Exons: 2
Coding region: 75-914 (279 amino acids)
Biological process (GO): tricarboxylic acid cycle; respiratory electron transport chain; aerobic respiration
Cellular component (GO): mitochondrion
Molecular function (GO): electron transfer activity; 2 iron, 2 sulfur cluster binding
Source: RefSeq, a predicted model, not a curated record